AAUAAUAUCUUCUUCGUAUCCGCUUCGCUGUUCCAGCUUGGCCUCUGUCGACCUCGAUUCAACGCCAGCAAAUCGGACGAUCGAUCUCCUCCCUCGAUUCCCUCCGCGGCUCCUCCAUCUUCUCCGCUGCCACCGACGCGCGCGCGCUCAAGUGCGGUGGUGCUGACGCCUUUGCUGCUCCUGCUCAGGAUAUGCCCAUGGCGGCGUCGGUGGCGUCGCCGCGGCGGACGAUCCGGGAGGUGGUGAUCCAGUCCAUGCUCGCUUACCAGGCCCAGCAGCGGCGGCGGCGGCGGAAGCGGAAGAGCCUCACGUGGGGCGGUGCCGACAGUGGCGAUGGCCGCGGCGAUGACGGAGACGUCGGUUUCUGGGAGGAGGAGGAAGGCACCAUGGAGAUGGCCCAGAUCGGGGCCGAUCGGACUAAGAACGUGCUCAUCCUGAUGAGCGACACUGGAGGCGGGCACCGGGCUUCUGCCGAGGCCAUCCACGACGCGUUUAGGAUCGAAUUCGGAGAUGAGUACAAGGUCUUCGUGAAGGAUUUGUUUAUGGAGCACGCCGGAUGGCCUCUAAAUGACAUGGAAAGGUCCUAUAAGUUCUUGGUGAAGCACGCGCAGCUUUGGAAGGUGGCCUUCCACAGUACGUCUCCUCGUUGGGUUCAUAAUCUCUAUCUCGCCGCCAUUGGAUCCUUCUAUGCUAAGAAGGUGGAAGCUGGUUUGAAGAAGUAUAAACCUGAUAUAAUUAUUAGUGUCCAUCCCCUCAUGCAGCACAUCCCUUUGUGGGUGCUGAAAUGGCAGAACCUUCAGAAAAAAGUUGUUUUCGUUACCGUCAUUACGGAUCUCAACACCUGCCACCCCACCUGGUUCCAUGUCGGUGUCAAUAGAUGUUAUUGCCCUUCCGAGGAAGUAGCAAAGAGAGCUUCUCUGGAUGGCCUAGAACCUUCACAAAUCCAGGUUUUUGGUUUGCCCAUUCGACCUUCUUUCUGUCGUGCAGUUCUUGUCAAGAGUGAUUUGAGAAAAGAAUUUGAGAUGGAUCCUGAGCUUCCUGCGGUCCUACUCAUGGGAGGAGGUGAGGGAAUGGGACCGGUUAAGAAGACAGCAAAGGCCCUUGGUGAAUCACUAUUUGACAAUGAGCUUGGCAAACCAAUCGGGCAACUUGUUGUCAUCUGUGGCCGAAACCAAACUUUGAGGACUACUUUACAAGAUAUUCAAUGGAAGAUACCUGUGAAGGUAAAUGGAUUUGUAACCCAAAUGGAGAAAUGGAUGGGAGCUUGUGAUUGCCUUAUAACAAAGGCUGGACCUGGUACAAUUACAGAGGCUUUGAUAAGGGGUCUUCCUAUUAUCCUAAAUGAUUUCAUUCCCGGACAGGAGGUUGGCAAUGUCCCUUAUGUCGUUGAGAAUGGAGCCGGGGUAUUCUCUAAAAGCUCAAAGCAAACAGCUACUCUCGUUGCUAGCUGGUUCAGCUCUGACUCUGAGGAGCUCAAGAAAAUGUCAGAAAAUGCCCUCAAACUGGCUCAACCUGAUGCAGUUUUUGACAUUGUAAGGGACAUCCACGAGCUCGCCCAACAGCAAGGGCCAUUAUCCCAAAUCUCAGAAUCCCUGACAUCGUCCUUCCGCCAACCGGUGUGAUAUGGAUACAUGCUCGAUCGACUUGUGUUCUCCUAAUUGCUGCUGCUGCUUGUACAGCUAUUGUCAAUAUUUUGGUUUUCAAAGCAGGUUUACUUGCCCUGUGCUAAAUCUGCUUUUUAAGUUUCUAGAUUGUUUAUCCUUUAGCUGUUUAGGACAGAUUCUCUUCUUUUAUUUGAAUUGCAUGCUGUUUAUUUCUUAAAUGUAUCGACAAAUAUGUUCAUGUAUAUGUAUCAUUAUUCAUUGGGUUUCAGAUUGUUCA
Messenger RNA from Zingiber officinale, 1881 nucleotides. Its product is annotated as probable monogalactosyldiacylglycerol synthase 3, chloroplastic. Bases 192 to 1622 code for a protein of 476 amino acids. Gene Ontology annotation, molecular function: hexosyltransferase activity. Lineage: Eukaryota; Viridiplantae; Streptophyta; Magnoliopsida; Zingiberales; Zingiberaceae. The record is from RefSeq and is a predicted model, not a curated record. Gene Ontology annotation, biological process: glycolipid biosynthetic process. The transcript is spliced from 8 exons.